GUUCGUAGUCUGUGUGUUGUGACUGUGCGCUUCUCUACGUUUCAGGUUGUUGGAGCGAGGAGAUGACCUCUGAGCGAGGCGGGCUGCUCAAGAGCCGCGCUGAAGACUUUGCACGUCACCUGACGAGGCGUCUGCGCUCCCUAGGCGGGGCUGGAGAUGGUGGCGGGGGCAGCUGGGUAGAGUCAAGCACUGAGGUCUACUACGACAUUGACUCAUCUCUGGCGAGUCCCCAAGAAGAACUUGCAGAGCCAAUCUUCAUCGCAUCCCAAAACAAAGAUGGUCUUCCUCUCCAGCGAAGUGAAUCGUCAGGAUCCGAGUACUUUGACACCUUCGAGGAGCUUCCUCAGCCAUCUUCAUCGGCACUCCUGAAGAAAAUCCCUAUCCUCCACCUUAAGACUGAAAAACCAGUUCCUCUCACAAACGGACACACAAAUGUCAUAGAUGCAGACCUAGGAUGCACCAGAGUCCAUGUCAUAUCUUGCGAAGAAAUUCAACCAAGUGAAACAAUCGCCGAGAAAGAAACCUGUGAUAUUGUCGAGAACAACAACACCUGGAUUGAUGUGGAAGAUGUGGACAAAAUCGAUAAAAAAGAAGCUGAACCGGUCUUAGAACUUUGUAAUGGUGCUGUAAGCUUAGAAACGCAUUUAGUUUGUGCUGGGAACACAUCAGAUAAAACAGAUUCAGAAACAUUAGGAAACUGUGUGUUUUGUGAUAUAGAACAGGCUAAGUCUACUUUUACCAGUAAUACAGAGUCAAUAGUUCCCCAGAUAGAAGACCAAAGAAUUAGCAGUAGUAUAAACCAUAGUGCAGAUAAGGAACCCGAUAAACACAAAGAUUCACACAUUGAAUUUUCCCAUCAGAAGCCUAACGGAUAUUUACCUGAGACAGAAGAUAGUGUUUCUCUUUCUGAUCUCCUUCAAGUUUUAAAAAGGGAGAUUUCAAAAGAUUCUGAAUGUACUGAAGAAGCAAAGAAUUUGGUAGCAGAUUCAAAAACUAGCGAUGACCCACAGACUACUUGUCCUAGUAUCGAAGUAAGAGAAUCAACGCCUACACAAUCCCAAGAGGUUGCAGAAAAAGAUGAAGAAUUUGACAUUGAAACAAAAAGGAAAAACUUCCGAAGAUGUUCGAGUUUGAAAAGUGGAAAAACGCCACCUGGAACUCCAGGGAGGAAGAAGAUUGUCAGGUUCGCAGACGUGCUGGGAUUGGACUUGACGGAUACCAAAACCUUCCAAGACGAGGUACCUACGGUGCCCAGUUCAGCCUAUUCAGACUUGCACCUACCUGACGAUGUUCCAUCUUCACAAGCCACUUCCAGUGUGAUGACUCCUCAGACCCAGAAGGUUCUGGUGCCAUUGUUCCCUCAACCGUUUCUCUCUCCCAAUUUCAUGGACCGAGUGAUGGCCAAUAACGUUUGCCUAGAGAGUGCAGCAGUAAGUGACAUGAACCUGUUCGCCAUCACAGGAGUUGUCAGGGUGCGGAACAUCGAUUUCCACAAGAGUGUUUACAUCCGCUAUUCCAUCAACAGCUGGAAGAACUAUGCUGACCUGCAGGCCAGGUACAUUCCCAAAUCCUGUGAUGGUUUCUCCGACAAGUUUAGUUUUGUUCUUUACGCACACACGCUGAGUGUUGGACAGAAGAUGGAGUUUGCUGUCCGCUACCACACAGCCGGCACUCAGUUUUGGGACAGCAACGGUGGACUCAACUACGUUUUUGAAUGCUUACAGCAGCCUGUUCCCAUCGCCCAUCCAGAGAUACCCCCAAGUCCUGUCGAAACUUGGGCCUCCUUCCUCUAAAUUUGAAAAUUUAAAUACACAGAAAGGCUGGUGAGGUUUUCCUUAAAGUUACACAAAAUAACAGUUAUACACAUGUUUUCUCAAUAGUUAAAUUAUGUAUGCAUUCUUUAGAGAGAAGACUUCUUUAUACAGUUCUCAAUUCCACUUACACUAUGCAGUACAUGGCUAAUAAGAGACAGUCAUGCAAUUAAAACUAUUGGUAUCGUUCUGUGGGCUGUGUCAAGUAUCCCCCUAACCCUCAGAAAAUGUCAGAGUGAUGAUAGGGUGUACAACUUUCUGUAAAACUUACUCUAUCCCUUUAUGUGAUCUCACUCAUUACAGCAAGGAGGAAAACCUCACUCAUCUAAAUUUCCAUUUCAUUAAAAUUCUAUAAACUCACUUUCACUCAUAGAUCACUCUAGGGUAUCAGAAGUAGACAUAACAAUGUAAAUGAACAAGUUCCAUUGAUGGGAUCCUGCCUUUAAGACUAAGAGUAGAAACUAAGUCAUAGCAUGUAAGGCCUUCAAGAUUUUUUAACAAUAUUGGUUUUAUUUUUGAAAUUGUUUCCAUACAAAUUUGGAUCUUUUGUUUUCCCAUACCAUUACACAACAAAUAACUAGCUAUUAGAAAGAAGAACAUGAGCUCAGUAGCUUUAUGAAAGUCUCUACUAUUUAUAGCAAUUUAAUAAUCAAUGUACAUUUUUUUUGUUGAAUAACUUUGCAUUAUUUAUUUACAUGAUUUAUAUCAUUAGUUUUUUUUUAACAGAUAUCCUUCCAUUUAGGUAUAAAAUAC
Messenger RNA from Macrosteles quadrilineatus (aster leafhopper), 2564 nucleotides. RefSeq names its product glycogen-binding subunit 76A-like. Gene Ontology annotation, biological process: regulation of glycogen biosynthetic process. Bases 63 to 1793 code for a protein of 576 amino acids. The transcript is spliced from 4 exons. Gene Ontology annotation, cellular component: protein phosphatase type 1 complex. The record is from RefSeq and is a predicted model, not a curated record. NCBI's taxonomy places the organism in Eukaryota, Metazoa, Arthropoda, Insecta, Hemiptera, Cicadellidae. Gene Ontology annotation, molecular function: protein phosphatase 1 binding; glycogen binding.